Molecule: messenger RNA, 4044 nt
Organism: Caretta caretta (loggerhead turtle)
Lineage: Eukaryota; Metazoa; Chordata; Testudines; Cheloniidae
Source: RefSeq, a predicted model, not a curated record
UCCUCCUCCAACAUUGCCUCAGCGCAGUCCGCUUGGCAAUAUGCCCCUCUAUUGCUCAGGGACAUUCUACACCACAUAUUUGUGCUCAGUGUUUGUAGUUUUAUUUUUAGCAGAUCUUUUGUAUUUUUACUCCAUGCUGAUUCACUUUAGAUUGACAUAUUUAUUGUAGCUGGUUUAGAGCAUAAGCUGUUUAAUGGGGUUUAGGUGCUGGAAGAAUUUUUUUCUCUGUAGAUUUAUGUAUGAAAUUGCCAUUGCUUCAAUAGCUUUUUAUUUCUAGUGUUUGUCUUCAAGUGAUUGUGUAUACACACAAAUGUGACCAAGGUGACCGAGAAGUGAAUUAGGGGACAUAUCUUUCUGAAUAUGUAUGAGCAUCGUAUUUGUAUUUAUGGGUUACUUAGAGUAUUAGUGUGUUUAAGACCCAGUAAAGCAAAUAAAGGUCCUGAACCUGCAAAGAUCUAUUCACGUGUACCUUUUUGUACUCACAAUGUGUAAAGUUAAGCCAAAGGGCCUAAUCCUGUAAAAUGCCAGAAUUUAAAAUUUUAAUUUAAGUUGAGAAUUUUGUGCAUGGAGUGCUUGCAGGAUGGAUCCAGGGUUGACUGUUGUUUAGAAUCAUAGAAAUGUAGGGUUUAAAGGGACCACCAGACUUCAUCUAGUUCAUUUCCCUGUGCUGAGGCUGGUUGAUUGCCUGGGAUUAAAUGAAGUAAAAUUUUGGCCCAUGGUCUUAAAUUUGUCCUGUGUCAUGGAUGAGGCUGCUUUGUCCCUUGGAACAAUAGAUGUUUCCUAUUUGGCCUCUUCAGCAGAAUAUGCUGUCACUAGAUGUAAGCACUCCAGUGAAGAAUGGGGAGAGUGCAAUUCGAGGCCUACUGUCUUCCGAUCUGCGACUUUAAAAUGGAAAGAGACACUACUGAGCAGAAAAAGGCCAUUUGUGGGACGCUGUUGCUACAUGUGUACUCCCCAAAGCCGGGAUAAACUUUUCAAUGCUAGUAUCCCUUCUUUGGGCCUACGCAAUGUCAUCUAUAUCAAUGAAACGCACACAAGGUACAGAGGGUGGCUGGCAAGACGGCUCUGUUAUGUUCUUUUUGUGCAAGAACGAGAUGUGCAUAAGAGUAUGUUUGCCAACAAUGUGACAGAAAAUGUGUUGAACUGCAGCAGAGUGCAGAAGGCCAUUGUAGAGGAGGCUUCUGUAUUAAGUGCUGCAGGUACUUGGACAGACCUCAAGGCCAUCAGCAAAGUGAAGAAAAAAGCUAGAAGAAUUCUCCAAGAAAUGGUAGCAAACAUCUCACCUGCUUUGAUCAGGUUGACUGGUUGGGUGUUACUGAAAUUAUUUAACAGCUUCUUUUGGAACAUUCAGAUCCACAAAGGCCAAUUGGAGAUGGUCAAAGCAGCCACCAAGAUGAAUUUACCUCUUAUCUUCUUGCCUGUUCACAAAUCUCACAUCGACUAUCUGCUCCUCACAUUCAUUCUUUUCUGCCAUAACAUCAAAGCACCGUACAUUGCUGCAGGGAAUAACCUCAACAUUCCCAUCUUCAGCACAUUGAUCCGCAAGCUGGGAGGCUUUUUCAUUCGGAGGAGGUUGGAUGAGAACCCUCAUGGACGUAAAGAUGUCCUUUAUAGAGCUUUGCUGUAUGUGCACAUAGAGGAGUUGCUUAGACAGCAGCAGUUCUUAGAGAUAUUCCUGGAAGGGACGCGUUCUCGGAGUGGAAAAACAUCCUGUGCCAGAGCAGGUCUCUUAUCUGUGGUGGUAGAUGCUCUCUUCACAAAUGCCACCCCUGACAUACUAAUUAUACCUGUGGGAAUCUCCUAUGAUCGCAUCAUUGAAGGUCACUAUAACAAUGAACAGCUGGGGAAGCCUAAGAAGAACGAAAGCCUUUGGAGCAUAGCCAGAGGAGUCUUCAGAAUGCUGCGGAAGAAUUACGGUUGUGUCAGAGUAGACUUUGCACAACCAUUUUCCUUAAAAGAAUACCUAGACAGCCAAAGUCAAAAACCUAUGCCUGCCAUGCUAUCUUUGGAGCAAGCUCUCUUACCAGCUAUACUUCCUUCACGGCCUAAUGAUGUUGUGGAUGAAGGUACAGAGGCUGCGCUGGGUGAUUCCAGGGAUUUAUCCAGUGAGCCCUUUAGAAGACAGUUGAUAGCCAACUUGGCUGAGCAUAUAUUGUUCACUGCUAACAAGUCAUGUGCUGUGAUGUCAACACACAUAGUUGCCUGUUUGCUGCUCUACCGACAUAGGAAGGGAAUUGACCUUUCCAAGCUGGUGGAAGACUUCUUCUCUAUGAAGGAGGAGGUCUUGGCCCGUGACUUUGACUUGGGAUUUUCAGGAAAUUCAGAAGAUGUUGUCAUGCAUGCCAUCCACCUAUUGGGGAACUGUGUAAAUAUCACAAACACCAGCCAAAACAAUGAGUUCUUCAUCACUCCCAGCACAACUAUUCCUGCUGUCUUUGAACUCAACUUCUACAGCAAUGGUGUACUGCAUGUCUUCAUCAAAGAGGCCAUUAUUGCCUGCAGUCUUCAUGCAGUGCAGAGUAAAAGGUAUAGAAAUGGCAUCAAUAGCGUUCCUCCCAACAUGAUUAGCCAAGAACAACUGGUCCGCAAAGCCGCCAGCUUGUGCCACCUGCUUUCCAAUGAAGGCGCUAUAUCCUUGCCUUGUCAGAUGUUAUACCAAGUUUGCCACGAGGCAGUCGAAAGGUUUAUACAAUAUGGCAUUCUUUUGGUGGCAGAGCAAGAUGAUCAGGAGGAUAUUAGCCCUAGCCUUACAGAGCAGCAAUGGGGUAAAAAGCUUCCUGAACCCUUGUCUUGGAGAAGUGAUGAGGAGGAUGAAGACAGUGACUUUGGAGAAGAACAGAGGGAUUGCUACCUGAAGGUGAACCAAUCCCAAGAACACCAGCAGUACAUCACCUUCCUGCAAAGGUUACUGGGACCUUUACUUGAAGCCUACAGCUCAGCUGCCAUCUUUAUGCACAACUUCAGUGGACCUGUGUCAGAAACAGAAUACCUUCAUAAGUUACACAAGUACCUAAUAACCAGGACAGAGAAGAGUGUUGCAGUGUAUGCUGAGAGUGCCACCUAUUGUCUUGUGAAAAAUGCAGUGAAGGUCUUUAAAGAUAUUGGGGUUUUCAAGGAGACAAAACAAAAGAAAGAGACUUUUUUGGAACUGAGCAGUACUUUUCUACCUCACCGCAACCGGCAAAAACUACUGGAAUUCAUCCUGAGUUUCAUUGUACUGUAGACCACGUUUACUACCUUUUGCCAGGGAGAUGAAACCAGGUUCUGCGAUUUGGUUCAAAACAUGAGGGCAUUUCCUAGUCCUUCAGAGUAUAAGGUGCCCUUGUUUGUUUGGUAAGGUCUUAUCUGACUUGAACCACUGGAAGACAGUGCCUUCUUAUGUAUGCAUUUGUGGAUUUCUGAUGGUCCCAAUGCUGUGAUAAUACAGUAAUACAACAGGUAACACUUUGGAUGCAAGCGAUCAGUCGUGUUUGCAGCAAAAAAAAUAUUAAAACUAGAAUUAAAAUGAAAACUGACAUUUUAUCAGAGUUACAUUUUACAUAAUUACUUUUAAAGACUAAUGACUGUGACAGGUGCACAAAUGCAGAUAUUAGUGAUUUAUAGCUAGCCCUGAGAUCUUGAAUUUAGAGGAAAAACACUGCUUGUGACAAAAAAAGUAACGUGAAGGCUGUUACUUCAGAAAAUUUGUCAUCUCAUUCCUAUCCGGUUUAUUGUUUAAAAUAAAUGGUUUAUAAAGAUAUGCAUGGACAGUGCAUACUUUAUGGAAAAAGCCAUAGUUUUUCAUAAUUGUUAGCAUCUAGAAUGAAUGCCAAAAUCUUAAUGAGAAUAACAAUCAAUUGAGUAGCAAACUAGUGCUAUCGGGACUGCAUAAUGCAAUGGUAAAUUGUACUAAACGCUGUUGUCAUGGUAGUAUGUGAUAGCACAGUUUUACUAGGGCUUGCUAUCCCUUACCCCUAAUAGAAAUAGGGAAUUAAUUUGCCUAAAACAUGAAUGUAUUCUAACCACUUACAUUUUGUAUCUAAUAAAAAAGAGUUGUUUAGCUAA